Colletotrichum chrysophilum is the source of this 924-nucleotide messenger RNA. RefSeq lists its product as uncharacterized. NCBI's taxonomy places the organism in Eukaryota, Fungi, Ascomycota, Sordariomycetes, Glomerellales, Glomerellaceae. Bases 1 to 924 code for a protein of 307 amino acids. The record is from RefSeq and is a predicted model, not a curated record. The transcript is spliced from 3 exons.
AUGACUAUCACCGUCGCUUUGGCUGGCAUCACCGGCAAAUUUGGACGCCUGCUUGCUUCCAAACUCAUCCAAAACCCCAAUGUUACCCUCCGAGGCUACUGCCGUGACCCCAAGAAGGUCAUCGCGGCCUUGGCAUCUUCCCCACAAGUUGAACUCUUUCAAGGUGAAGCCUACGACGAGGAAAAGAUCCGAAACUUCGUCAAGGGCUCCGACGUCGUCAUCUGCGCAUACCUUGGCGACGAUAAGCUCAUGGUCGAGGGGCAGAAAAUUCUCAUCGAUGCAUGCGAGUCUGAGGGAGUUCCUAGGUACAUCGCCAGCGACUGGGCUCUGGACUAUACCAAGCUCGAGCUCGGCGAGCUCUUCCCUAAGGACCCCAUGAAGCAUGUGAAGGCGUACCUUGAAACCAAGAAGUGCGUCAAGGGCGUUCACAUUCUCAUCGGGGGCUUCAUGGACGCCAUCAUGAGCCCCUUCUUCUCGGUCAUCGACCCUGUCACGCACACGUUCAAGUACUGGGGCGAGGGCACCGAGCCGUGGGAGGGUACCUCUUACGAGAAUGCCGCUGAGUACACGGCGGCGGUCGCGACUGAUCCUUCUGCUGUUGGUGUACAAAGAUUCUUGGGAGACAGAAAGACCAUCAAAGAAAUUGCGGCCUCUUUUGAAAGGGUCUACGGUAUUAAGCCGCAUAUGGUACGCUUGGGUUCGAUUGACGAUCUCAAGUCCACCAUGCACCGCGCCCAGGCCGAGAAUCCGUCCGACAUUUUCAAGUACAUGUCUUUGUUCUACAUGUACUACUGGAUCAAUGGUCGGACGUUUGUUGGACCCGAUGUUCAGAAUGAAAAGUAUCCAAAUGUCAAGCCUGUCACGUGGGAGGAUUUCAUGAAGGCACACAAGCUGGAUGAGCUUUCUGGAGUGUUUUCCGCGUAG